Chanos chanos (milkfish) is the source of this 3069-nucleotide messenger RNA. RefSeq names its product Rap guanine nucleotide exchange factor 4b (gene rapgef4b). The record is from RefSeq and is a predicted model, not a curated record. Gene Ontology annotation, molecular function: guanyl-nucleotide exchange factor activity. Gene Ontology annotation, biological process: Ras protein signal transduction. NCBI's taxonomy places the organism in Eukaryota, Metazoa, Chordata, Actinopteri, Gonorynchiformes, Chanidae. Gene Ontology annotation, cellular component: plasma membrane. The coding region runs from base 1 to 3069 and encodes 1022 amino acids. The transcript is spliced from 30 exons.
AUGGUAGCGGUACACACCUCCGCCCCGUACGCAGCGUCCACGGAGUGGAUCGUCUGCCUCGACAAGAGGCCAGCAGAACGUUCCGGAGAGGAUGUUGACAUUAUCCUGGCACGGCUGAAAGGCGUGAAGGCCUUUGAGAAGUUUCACCCCAGUCUCCUCCAGCAGAUCUGCAUGUGUGGUUUCUAUGAGUACCUGGAGAAAGGCAUUACCUUGUAUCGACAAGGCGAUAUUGGCACCAGUUGGUACGCCGUCCUGUCGGGCUCCCUGGACGUCAAAGUGUCCGAAACAGCGAACCAUCAGGAUGCUGUCACUAUAUGUACUCUGGGUAGCGGGACGGCAUUUGGGGAGUCCAUCUUGGAUAAUACGCCACGUCAUGCCACCAUAGUCAGCCGUGAAAGCAGUGAGCUCCUACGCAUUGAACAGAGGGAGUUUAAAACUCUAUGGGAGAAAUACAGACAGUGCAUGGCAGGAUUGCUUGCUCCUCCGUAUGGGGCUAUGGAAAGUGGAGCCAGCAAUGAGAGAAUGCCGGACAAGGAGAAUCUAAACGCUGAUUCUUUAAAUUUUAUGUCUAAGAAUCUUAACAAGGUAAGCAUUUUCAGAACAGAAAUACACACGCACACACACUCUGUCUGUCAGGUGCCCUCUGAGAAGAUUCUGCGGGCUGGGAAAGUGCUGCGUAAUGCCAUUCUGGCCAGAGCUCCACACAUGAUCAGAGACAGGAAAUACCAUCUGAAAACCUACAGGCAGUGUUGUGUGGGGACAGAGCUGGUAGACUGGCUGCUGCAGCAGAGUGCGUGUGUUCACAGUCGGGCUCACGCCGUGGGCAUGUGGCAGGCCCUGGUGGAAGACGGAGUCCUCAAUCACAUUGAUCAAGAGCUGAACUUCCAGGACAAGUACCUGUUCUACCGUUUCCUGGACGACGAGGAGGAGGAUGCUGUGUUGCCGAGCGAGGACGAGAAGAGGGAGGCAGAGGAAGAGCUCCAGGAGACCCUCCUCUUCCUCUCUCAGAUCGGCCCUGACGCCCACAUGCGAAUGAUCCUCAGGAAACCGCCAGGCCAGAGGACACAGGAGGACCUGGAGAUCAUUUACGAUGAGCUGCUGCAUAUUAAAGCCCUUUCUCACCUCUCCAACACUGUGAAGCGGGAGCUGACCGGGGUGCUGAUCUUUGAGUCUCAUGCCAAGGCAGGCACUGUGUUGUUUAAUCAGGGUGAAGAAGGCACUUCCUGGUACAUCAUUCAGAAGGGAUCUGUCAACGUGGUCAUCUAUGGCAAGGGAGUGGUGUGUGCACUGCACGAAGGGGAUGAUUUUGGGAAACUAGCACUGGUGAACGAUGCCCCACGGGCUGCCUCCAUCGUACUGAGAGAGGACAACUGUCACUUUCUACGUGUGGACAAAGAGGACUUCAACCGUAUACUCAGGGAUGUAGAGGCUAACACAGUCCGUCUGAAAGAACACGACCAGGAUGUGUUGGUGCUACAGAAAAGCCUGCGUCCCUCCAGCCACGGAAAUGUCCCCACCCACUUUAAAUACACUGUGAUGGCUGGAACCCCAGAGAAGAUUCUGGAACAUUUGUUAGAGACGAUGCGGCUGGACAUUCAUUUCACCGAUCCAGAUCCUGCUCUGGAUGACUUUGUGCUGAUGCACUGUGUCUUCAUGCCCAACAGUCAGCUCUGCCCUGCUCUCCUGGCCCACUACCACUCCCAGGCGUCUCAGGGCUCAGAGCAGGAGCGCAUGGACUACACUGUGGCCUGCAAGAGGCGAGUGUUCAGCCUGGCCCUGAGGUGGGCUACACUGCAGUCUCACCACCUGCUGGAGGACGACACAGCACUCAGCUUCGUGGAGGAGCUGUGUGGUUUUGUGUCCAAUGAUGCCAGGGUCUUGCGUCCACUGAAGGAACUUUUGCCUGAUCUGGAGAAGAUCGUAAAACAAAACUCAGAAGAUUCCAGAUCUUCACAGAAAAAGCAUAAAGUCCUCCUGCGGCAGUUCAGCUCUGGGGAGGAGAGGCUUUCUAAAAGACAACCAAUCAGGAGCUUUGAUGACAUUCUGCUGAAGGUGUACUGCAGGGACCAUACCUACACCACUAUCCGUGUCCCUGUGCUGGGCACAGGCAGAGAUGUGACCGCUGCUGUGGCUGAUAAACUGGGAUCAACAGAGGACCUGCUACUGAUCAACCUCAGCUCCUCAGGAGAAAAACAGAUUCUGAAGCCCAAUGAUGUCUCAGUGUUCCAGUCUCUUGGAAUAAAUGGACGUCUGUUUGUCUGCCCUCGAGAUCAACUUGACUCUCUGACUCCGUUGCCAGAGCAGGAAGGUCCCUCCACAGGCUCCAUGUCCAGUUUUGAGUUGAUGAGUUCGAAAGACCUUGCCUUUCAGCUGACUCUGUAUGACUGGGAGCUUUUCAGCUGUGUCCAUGAGCAUGAGCUGGUGUACCACACGUUUGGCCGUCAGGCCUACAGGAGGUGCACGGCGAACCUGGAGCUCUUCCUCAGGCGUUUUAACCAGGUCCAGCUGUGGGUGGUGACAGAGGUCAGUCUGUGUGGAACACUCAGCAAACGCGUUCAGCUGCUCAAAAAGUUCAUCAAGAUCGCAGCCCACUGUAGAGAGUUUAAGAAUCUCAACUCCUUCUUUGCCAUCAUCAUGGGCAUGUGCAACCCAGCGGUCAGCAGGCUCAGUCAGACAUGGGAGAAACUCCCAAGUAAAUUUAAGAAGUUCUAUGCGGAGUUCGAGAGCUUACUGGAUCCAUCCAGGAAUCACCGUGCUUACCGCCUCACUGUGGCUAAGAUGGAGCCACCAAUCAUCCCUUUCAUGCCCCUUCUCAUUAAAGACAUGACAUUCACACAUGAGGGAAACAAGACGUUCAUUGAUGGUCUGGUGAACUUUGAAAAAAUGCGCUUAAUCGCAAACACCAUCCGAGCAGUGAGACACUGUAGAAGUCAGCCCUUCAAUGCAGAGGCCUCUCCGGCAAGCAAAAAUCCACAGGAAGUACGGAACUACGUGCGUCAGCUGAAUGUGAUUGACAACCAGAGGACCCUAUCACAACUGUCAUUCAGACUUGAGCCUAGGAGGGCCUAA